AAUACUAUUAAAAGAGAAGGAGUAUUAAUAAAUCUACUUAAAAAGUUGUUUGGACCCUUUCAUUAACUAAUAAUAUUUUUGGUUUUACAUUAUUUGGACAAACAAUAUGUUGCCUUAAAUUUCUCUAACAAUCAUUUAGUCAAAUUUUUAUUUAUUGGACCCAUAUCUUUUUGUAAACAAAAAGAUUAUAUCAUAUAUAUACGAUCACAUAAAUUUGGUUCACGAAAAUAUUAUCACAUACACUUUAUUAUAUUUUUCUCUAAAUAUGCCUCAUUAACUUCAUAAUUAAAAUAAGUUUAAAAAUGAUAUAUUAUGUUAAUUUUAUUUUAUUGAUAAAUAACAAUUUAAUAUUUAAGAUAAGUUUAAAAUUAUCAAAAACCCAACAAAUCUUUUUUUAGUGCUCAACAAAAAACCUACAAAUCCAUACUGUUAAAUUAGCCAAAAACCUCUCAAAUAAAUUUUAAGUUUCACCAACUAAUCAAAAGUAACUUUUAUAAAAUGCACAAAGAUAUAAUGAAAUGUGAGAUUUGGGCAUUCGGGUCUUCGGGUCAAAUAUAAAUCGGUUUUUUUCAGGUCCAAGUUCUUUGGGUCUUGGCAUUUAUAUCCAACUAGGUAUUUGAAUAUAUUUUUUUUGUUAAGAUUUGUUUCUUUUAGUUCCAGGUAAGUUUGAGUCAAUAUUCAAGUAUUUAUAAAAUUUACUAUGUAAUUUGGCUACGUAAUGAGUCUAGCUCGGUUCGAGUAUUUAGGACAAAAAAUCUAAAGAAUCCUAAAAGCCAAAAAAAUCAAAACACGAAAAUACUCAAAAUCAAACAUAUACCAAAAAUAACUAAAUAUCUAAAAGACCAAAAUCUUACCCGAGAACCAAAAAUAUCCAAUAUUUUAAAUAUAUUUUUACAAUUUGAAAUUUUACCCAAAACCUGAAACUAUAACAGAAAAUACGAAUCCAAAAUUUACAAUAAUAUUUUUAUACUGAGAACAUAUAUGAAUUACUCAAAUAUACAUAAUAUGAACAAAACAUUCUAGGUACUUUGGAUACCCGGAGUUCAAUAGAGACCCGCAUGUCCAAAAAAAUCUAAUAGGUACUUUUUCUCAAUCUUGAACUGAGCCUGUAUUUCGUAUUAGUUUGGUUCGUUUAUCAAAUUUAGGUAAAAUUUUUAUACUUAAGAAAGCGUUACAUAAGAGUGUAUAUAAAAAAUCUCGAAUAAACUUAUUCAUAAGUUAUAUAAUUUUAAACAAAUUUAUAUAUUUGAUAUAAUACGAUUUUAUAACAUAAUAAUACACAAUAUACUCAAAAUACUAUCUCAUAUCCAACUUCGUAUAUAACCCAUAAAAUCCGCGCUUUCGAAGCGCGGGUCGAAAUCUAGUGACUCUUUUAAAACAAUGGAAUAAACUAGGCAUGUGAUUUUUUAGCCGUUUUCGUUCACAGCAUUGUCAAACGGACCAGACGAUAACACAUGAGAGAACUAAAGAGUGAAGGUAUGUAUGUAUAUGUCACCGAACUGAAUAUUAAUAAAUCAUUAUAUACAUGUGAUGCUACGACAAGGAGGAAACGAGAUAUGUUUCGUAUAAGCACAACAUGUAAAUCAUCCAAGCCUAAUAAAUGGUUUCAAAUUAAUCUAACAGAGUUUUAGACAAAGUUUAUUUUGCUGGUCAGUAUGUACUUGCUUUGGUCUGUUAUGUAUAAAAAACACACCAAAAAUGGAUUAUUAAAAAAAAAAAGGUCAAAGAAGACAGAGAAGAAACGUGAGGAGUGUGAAUUGGAUCUGACAAGAAGAGAGAGAGCCCCCAGUAAAGGAGGAAUCCCGAGCGUCACCGCUCCUUCCGACCCAACUUUCACUUUUUCACAUUUCUUUUCGUGUGUCCUUUUCUAUUUUCAUUUAUUAUUUUUAUUUUAUUUUAAACAAUUAAAUCAUCACCAGUCAUCAUCAACACCUUGAUUUUAUUUUUUUUGAAUUUCUCAACAAUCGCUUUCUUCAUCCAUCGCUCUCAUUGUCUCUCAACAGAGAUUCUUCUUCUUCUUCUUCUUUUCAAACUUGAACAAGAAGAGUUAGCUCUGAAGAAUGUCGGGUCUAAAGAUAUCGGAUCCGAGCAAACUGCAUCUCAAGAGAGAGCUAACUCAAAUCAGGAAAGUCUCCAAAUGCUUACGCGAUCCCGGAACCUCUUCCUCCUGGAAAUCCCCUCUCACUUCCUCCAGAUCCGUCCCAGUGGAAGAAGAGCUUCCGCCGAGCAACAACAACAACGUCGCCCUUCUCAAUCAGUUGGAUUCACAGUUUCGAGCUGAGAGUAGUCGAGGCAAGGAGAAGGAGAAGAAGGUCUUCUUGUAUAAUUGGAAGUCUCACAAAACUUCUACCGACAAUGAUGAUGAUGAUGAUGAUGUGAGUGAUGCUAGGAACAAGAAUCGUUUUACCAAGAAGAAGAAUCGAUAUCAUCAUCAUCAACCUAAAGAAGCAACAUCAGGUGAAGAAACAGAGGAUUUCAGCAAUUCAGAGAGUCUUGGCAAGCUCACUCAAAUGCUGAAGCUUAAGCACAAGAACUGGUCACGCUCUUCUUCUUACAAGUUCUUGAGAGCUACAAGCAAGAGAGACUCCUCUUCUUAUACUUGUAACAGCACGCCUGCAUUGUCCACCACCUCGUACAACAACCUGUACGCUCUCCGUAGCCCCAGCACGGUGGAAUCUUUUGAUGAUGAUGAGUUGGAUGUUACAGGGAGCCAACAAGGCUGCGGGAUUCCUUUCUACAGGAAUCUGAAACAUAGAGGUGGGUGUAGGAGUUGCUGUUCGCCUUCGUUUUCGGAUACUCUUAGAAGGAAAGGAAGCAGCAUCUUAUGUGGUGGUGGGAGUCAAUAUAGGCAUAGACAUUCUUCUGGGAGAUGUAAUAAGAAGCUGAGUGUUGUACCUUUGCUUAAAUACGGUGGUGAUAGUACUAGAGGAGGAGGUUUAUCUAUAGGGAGUGAUGAUGAUUUUGGAGAGCUUGAUUUAGAGUCUCAGAGUAGAUUAGAUGGGAGAAGAUGGUCUACUAGUGAAGAAGAAGUAAGUAUGCAGAGCUUGAGCAUAAAGUACAAACCAAUGUUCUUUGAUGAACUCGUUGGUCAGAGUACUGUUGUUCAGUCCUUAAUGAACGCUUUGAAGAAGGGUAGAGUUGCUGGUGUUUAUCUAUUCCAAGGUCCUAGAGGAACUGGGAAGACAUCUACUGCGAGAAUCUUCUCGGCGGCUUUGAACUGUGAUGUGUUGGCGAAUGAAGAGAUGAAGCCUUGUGGGUACUGCAAAGAGUGCAGUGACUUCAUGUCAGGGAAGAGUAGGGACUUGUUGGAGCUUGAUGCGUCUAAGGAGAAUGGAGGUGAGAGAGUUAGGUACGUUUUGAAAAAGCUGAUGAGUUUGGCUCCUCCACAGGGUUCAGCAAGGUACAAGGUUUUUGUGAUAGAUGAGUGUCACUUGCUGCCGUCUAAGACUUGGCUGUUGUUACUCAAGUUUCUUGAGAAGCCUCUGCAGAGAGUCGUCUUCGUUUGUGUGACUACUGAGCUUGGGAACGUUCCUCGAACGAUUCAGUCAAGGUGCCAGAAGUUACUCUUCAACAAACUCAAGGAUGGUGACAUUGUUGUGAGGUUAAGGAAGAUUGCUUCAGAUGAAAAUCUCGAUGUGGAAUCUCAGGCGUUGAGCCUGAUUGCUUUGAAUGCUGAUGGCUCGCUUAGAGAUGCUGAAACCAUGUUGGAUCAGCUGAGUUUGAUGGGGAAGAGAAUCACUGUUGAUCUUGUAAAUGAGCUAGUGGGUGUUGUUUCUGAUGAGAACUUGCUUGAACUCUUGGAGCUAGCGUUAGCUUCUGACACGGCAGAGACCGUGAAGAAAGCUAGAGAGUUACUGGACUUAGGAGCUGACCCAAUUCUCAUGAUGUCUCAACUAGCUAGCCUUAUCAUGGAUAUCAUUGCUGGAGCAUACAAGGCCUUGGAUGAAAAAUACAGUGACGCCUUCCUUGAUGGACGUAACUUGAGUGAAGCGGAAAUGGAGAGGCUAAAGCAUGCUUUGAAGAUUCUUUCAGAGGCUGAGAAACAGCUUCGAGUUACUACCGAUCGUUCAACAUGGUUCAUAGCUACCUUGCUGCAGCUUGGUUUGAUGCCUUCUCCCGGAACCACACACACCAGUAGCAGUAGAAGGCAAAGCUCUAUAGCAACUGAAGAAAACCAGUCAAGCAUUUCAAGAGAAGUUAUUGCUUACAAACAAAGAUCAAGCCUUCAGUGUAGUAACUCAGCUUCCCCAACUUCCAUAAGAAAAGGCGAAACUACCGUUCAUGAAGUGACAUCUUUCUCCUCAUCCAGCGAAGUUUUAGAGAAUGAUGCAUCCAUUUCAGAGAAACUAAAUGAUAUCUGGAUGAAGUGUGUAGAUAAAUGCCAUUCAAAGACAUUGAAGCAGCUGCUAUAUUCUCAUGGAAAGCUAUUAUCUAUCAGUGAAGUUAAAGGUAUUCUAGUUGCUUAUAUUGCAUUUGGAGACAGAGAGAUCAAACUGAGAGCUGAAGGGUUCGUAAGAAGUAUCACAAAUAUGAUUGAGACUGUGCUAAGGAGAAACGUAGAGGUGAGGAUGAUCCUCUUGUCUGAAACUGAGUUACUCAGCUCCAAGCGGACAAGAGAAACAGAAGUGGCAGAUAGUUCAGAUACUGAAAGUGGGUACGAGGUUCCAAUGAAAAGGAUUGAAACGAUCAUCCAAGAACAGAGAUUAGAAACUGAAAGGUUACAGAGGACUCCUGGCUCACAAGGACUGUUAAAACCUGAAAGGAAUCAAGUUUCACCUCAAGAAGACACCAGUUAUCAUCAUCACCAACCAAACAUUGGUUCUGCAGUUUCUUCUGGACUAAACAAUGAAGUUUUGAAGAUUUGCAAAAUGGAUGAGGCUCAGGAGAAUCAGACCGGUAAAAGAAUGGAGCAUUGUCCUGUUUCACCGAGUAUACUCCACGAUAGUAACUUCACUAACAACAAAAACAAUCUAGGAUAUGAAUCUGUAUCAGGAAGAGGAGUUUGCAGUUUGCUUUUCUGUUGGAAAACACAGAAGUCUCCAAGAAUAAGCAAGAUCAAAGGGACCUCUGUGCGUUCACGAAGAAGUCAAAAGAGAAGAUUCUUGUUGUUCAGUGGAUGUGCCAAGACAAGGAAGUGAGAAAGGUUACCGUAUGGAAGAAGAAAAUAUUUAAGAGCCAAGAAAUCUCAGCUCUUCACAAAAACCGCCGUGGUUUAAUUCGUUUUAUUUUUUAACUGUAUUAUAAUUAUUUUUAUGAAAAUAAUAGGAGAAUUACAGUAACUCUGUAUUAGAAUUGAAUUUGAUAGCAAAUAUUGAAAAACUAUAAGAUAUGUAAUUUUAAAAGGAACUUUAUAUUA
This is a messenger RNA of Brassica rapa (field mustard), 5356 nucleotides long. RefSeq names its product protein STICHEL-like 1. The record is from RefSeq and is a predicted model, not a curated record. Gene Ontology annotation, cellular component: DNA polymerase III complex; DNA replication factor C complex. NCBI's taxonomy places the organism in Eukaryota, Viridiplantae, Streptophyta, Magnoliopsida, Brassicales, Brassicaceae. Gene Ontology annotation, molecular function: DNA binding; ATP hydrolysis activity; DNA clamp loader activity. Gene Ontology annotation, biological process: DNA-templated DNA replication; DNA repair.